AUGUCACGCCUCUUCUGGCUCCUCUGCCUGCUCUGCUCCGGCCACCAGAUCGUUGGUACGGCGGUGGCCAGGACCAUCCACGUCCCUACUCCUGACUCCAUUUCCGGCGCCUUCGACUUCAUCCCGCUCUCUGACGGCGUCGCCGGCGCAGAGAGCUUGGCCUUCGACAGCAGAGGCCAGGGUCCCUACGCCGGCGUCUCGGACGGCCGAGUCCUCAGGUGGGGCGGCAGCGCCCGUGGCUGGACGACCUUCGCCUACAGCACCAGCUAUGCCCACAACCCAUCCUGCAAAGCCUCUCCGGCGCGUCCGGGCGACGCCGAGGAUGUCUGCGGCCGCCCCCUAGGGCUCCAGUUCAACGGCAGGACCGGCGACCUGUACAUCGCUGACGCCUACCACGGCCUCCUGAGAGUUGGCCCGGCAGGCGGUGAGGCCAAGGUGCUGGCGGCCAAGGCCGACGGUGGCGCGUUCACCUUUGUCAACGGCGUCGACGUCGACCAGUCCACCGGCGAUGUGUACUUCACAGAUAGCAGCACGUCGUACACGCGUCGGCAUAACACCCAGAUCUUGCUAAACCGUGACUCCUCCGGCCGGCUGAUGAAGUAUGACGCACGGGCCAAGCGCGUGAUAGUGCUCAAGGAUGCUCUGCCCUAUCCCAACGGCGUCGCGGUGAGUGCCGACCGGACACACGUCGUGGUGGCGCACACAGGGCCGUGUCAGCUGUUCAGGUACUGGCUGAAAGGGCCUAAGGCUGGAACCUACGAGCUCUUUGCUGACUUGUCUGGGUACCCGGACAACAUCAGGCGUGAUACCAGAGGAGGCUACUGGGUCGCGCUAAACCGGGAAAAGAUCGACGGCGCGGAUGCGGCGGCAGGCAAGCAUAUUGUCGGCAUACGCCUAGAUGCUAAAGCCGUGGAGCGUCAAGAGAUAAUAGCUGCAGACAAGAGUGUCACUCUCAGCGAUGUCGCCGAAAAGGACGGCAAUCUAUGGUUAGGGUCGGUAGAGCUCGACUACGUCACCUUUGUUGAUCAAACCUUAUUAGAUUAG
Miscanthus lutarioriparius is the source of this 1044-nucleotide messenger RNA. NCBI's taxonomy places the organism in Eukaryota, Viridiplantae, Streptophyta, Magnoliopsida, Poales, Poaceae. The record is from the annotation of a GenBank genome assembly.